AUGACGACGGCGGAGGCCAUGGCGGCACGACGGCCCUCUCCACCGCGCGGUGGAGGAGGCGUCCGCGGCACCAGGGCGGCAUCGCGGAACCGCCCGCGCGCGCGCCCACGCGGUGGCCAUGGCGGGGUGGCCUCCGCCGGCGGCCCUCCCACCUCCCUCUGCCGGAUUCGGAAGUCCGCCGCACCGGCGGCAGGGGCCCCUCCUCUCCACCUCGAGCGCGCCGGGCAGGGGCCCCUCUCCGGCGGCCUCGAGCUCCGCUGCGCUAGGAAGAGGGCGGGACCGGGGUCCGCGGCACUAGGGCGGCACCGCGGAACCGCCCGCGCGCGCCCACGCGGUGGCCAUGGCGGGGCGAGCUCCGCCGACGACCCUCCCACCUCCCUCUCCCGGAUUCAGAGGUCCGCCACGCCGGCAGCAGGGGCCCCUCCUCUCCACCUCGAGCGCGCCAGGCAGGGGCCCCUCUCCGGCGGCUUCGAGCUCCGCCGCGCCGGGGAGAGGAUGGGGCCGGGGGCAAGCACCGCAGCCGCGCACGUAGGAGGGCCGGCGAGUCAGCAGCGCGUGGGCAUGGCUCCGGCAGCGGCCUCCUCCUCUCUCUGUGUGUCCUCUCUCUGCCCUCUCGGCCGGCGAGCUUGCAGGACGGCGAGCGGCGGCCGGUGCCACGCGGUGCAGUAG
This is a messenger RNA of Panicum virgatum (switchgrass), 669 nucleotides long. RefSeq lists its product as uncharacterized. The transcript has a single exon. The record is from RefSeq and is a predicted model, not a curated record. Bases 1 to 669 code for a protein of 222 amino acids. Lineage: Eukaryota; Viridiplantae; Streptophyta; Magnoliopsida; Poales; Poaceae.